Linum trigynum is the source of this 2289-nucleotide messenger RNA. Lineage: Eukaryota; Viridiplantae; Streptophyta; Magnoliopsida; Malpighiales; Linaceae. The record is from the annotation of a GenBank genome assembly.
AUGCCAGUAAAGGGCGAACACGCCGCCCCUUUACAGCGUGUUCCGCCCUUCAUAAUCGACGACUCAACCUCGUCCUCCGACGAGGAAGACGAUACUAUGGCUCCUCGCCAUAGACGUACUAACAAGAACAACCACGAUAUCGUCGAGAAAUCGUUGUUCUUCCUGCUCAUCAUCUCCCUUCACCUCGUCCCCUCGUGGGGGCUCACCGACUCCGAGAGCCUCCUCAAGUUCAAGGCCUCCCUGGCCAACGCCAAGGCCCUCGCCGAUUGGGCCGACAACAGCGUGGUGUGCGAUGGGGACAAUGCCAAUUGGAUCGGCGUGAUCUGCGACGAAGGCCUGGUCUUGGGCCUGCAGCUGGAGAAGAUGGGGCUCGGAGGGAAGAUCGACGUGGACAGCCUGGCGGAACUCGAGGAGCUGAAAACUGUGAGCCUCAUGGACAAUGCGUUUGAUGGCCCCCUGCCGGAUUUCAAGAAACUUGGCGGGUUGAGGGCGUUGUACCUGUCGAACAACCAAUUCUCCGGCGAGAUUCCUGCGGAUGCUUUUCAAGGAAUGACCAAGCUGAAGAAAUUGUACCUGUCUGGUAACAAGUUUACAGGGGAAAUCCCUUCGUCGCUAGCUGGGUUGUCCAAGCUUACCAAUUUGAGGCUCGAACAGAACGAAUUCACGGGGCGGUUGCCUGAAUUCACUGCCAAGUUCGAGGCUUUCAACGCGUCCGAUAAUAAGCUGGAAGGACCCAUCCCUGCUAGCCUUGCCAACCUUGAUCCGUCUGCAUUUUCUGGGAACAAAGGCUUAUGUGGAAAACCAUUAGGCGAAUGCACCGCCGCUCCCGCCCCAUCCGACGCCGCCGCCCCAACGGCGGCAAAGGCUGCCGCCGCCGCCUCAAACUCUAAGUCAAGCCUCCUCCAAACCGACGGCGCCGCAAACCCGACCGACCCGGACGACCCGACCGGUCACGCCGCUGCCACCACCGGCUACUGGAAGCCGUCGACGGCGAGCAUCGUCUUCGUGGCCAUCGUCGGCGGGUUCGCCGUAUGCGGGAUCCUCGCUGCCGCAUUCAUCCUGAUGCGGCGCCGCCACCAGCCCCCGGAGUCGAUCGAGGCCGGCACCCCGGGGGUGCCGGACAUCCAGCCAGACGACCCGAACCCACGGGCGCCGAAGAAGCAGGAGAGCCGCGUGGCGGCCGGAGGAGGGAAGAAGUCGGCGGCGGCGGCGGAGGCGGUGAAGCUUUCGUUCGUUCGUGAGGACAGGGGGAAGUUCGAGCUCACCGACCUGCUGAAGGCGUCGGCGGAGAUACUGGGAGCCGGGUGCUUCGGUUCGUCGUACAAGGCGGCGCUGACUUCCGGGCAGGUGAUGGUGGUGAAGAGGUUCAAGCAGAUGAAUAAUGUUGGGAGGGAGGAGUUCCACGAGCACAUGCGGCGCGUAGGGAGGCUGAAGCAUACCAACUUGUUGCCGCUUGUUGCUUACUAUUACAGGAAGGAGGAGAAGCUGCUGGUUCAUGACUUCGUUCCCUAUGGUAGUUUGGCUGUCCAUCUCCAUAGCCACCAAGCCCUAGGGCAGCCAAGCCUGGAGUGGGAGAACCGGGUGAAGAUCAUCAAGGGAGUCGCCAGGGGACUGUCCUAUCUCUACAAGGAGCUCCCCAGCCUCAUCUCCGCACACGGCCACCUGAAAUCCAACAACGUCCUCCUCGACGAGAACUUCGAGCCUUACCUCACCGACUACGCCCUCAUCCCCGUCAUCAACCAGGAGAACGCCCAGGAGCUCAUGGUCGCCUACAAGUCCCCGGAGUACCUCCACCACGGCCGCGUCACCAAAAAAACCGACGUCUGGGCCCUAGGGAUGCUCAUCCUCGAGAUCCUCACCGGCCGCAUCCCCUCCACCGUCCUCAAGCAAGCCACGAGUAGUGGUGGUGGUGGAGGGGACAGUAAGGAGGAGGAUCUGGCGGCGUGGGUGAGGUCGGUGCCGGAGGAGGAGUGGCCGCGGGCGGUGGUGGACAAGGAGCUCGCGGAGGAGAUUGUGAAUGAGCGUAAUGAAGGCGAGGUGGUGAAGCUGGUGAGGAUCGGGUUGGGAUGUUGCGAGGCGGAUGUGGAGAGGAGGUUUGAUUUGAAGGAGGCGGUGGAGAGGAUCGAGGAGGUGAAGGUGAACGACGAUAGGCCGGAGGAUGCCGCCGCCUUCGACGACGAUUUCUAUUCUUCGUAUAGUGAGAGCACUACUGCGACCGGUGGUGGCGGUGGCGGGGAGCGGAGGAAGCCGUCGAGAGAAUUGUCUGCUGAUUUUGGUGGCAUCUCUUAA